Molecule: messenger RNA, 783 nt
Organism: Aplosporella prunicola CBS 121167
Lineage: Eukaryota; Fungi; Ascomycota; Dothideomycetes; Botryosphaeriales; Aplosporellaceae
Exons: 5
Coding region: 1-783 (260 amino acids)
Biological process (GO): protein folding in endoplasmic reticulum
Cellular component (GO): membrane; EMC complex
Source: RefSeq, a predicted model, not a curated record
AUGGCGCAACCAGUGGCCCAGACGAUCCAUAGGGAUCCCUCGCUAUUUUGGUGGAUACUGUUCCCCAUUACCGUCGUCAUGGUCCUGACCGGCGUCCUCCGUCACUACGCGAUGGUGCUCCUGCAGAGCACGCCCAAGGCGCAGGCGCUGCCCCAGCUCCGCCAGCAGCGCUGUCUCGUGCGCGGCGUCAACCUGCGCAACAACUCCAACGUCAUCUCGCCCUCGUCGUUCCAGAGCCGUAAAUCCUAUCUCGUGUCGGCCUUCAAGGAUGGCGUCUUCCUCGCGGACCCGGAGGCCAGAGGCAAGCCGCGCCCUAACCCGAUGACGGACCCCGCCAUGAUGGAGGGCAUGAUGGGCGCAAUGAAGGGCAAUGUGGCUAUGAUGGUCCCGCAGACGCUGAUUAUGGGCUGGAUCAACGCCUUCUUCUCCGGGUUUGUCAUACUGAAGCUGCCCUUCCCAUUGACCCCGCAGUUCAAGUCGAUGCUGCAGAGUGGCGUGGGGACGCGCGACCUCGACGUGCAAUGGGUGUCGAGUUUGUCGUGGUACUUUCUCACGCUUUUCGGGCUGCAGCCCGUGUACAAUUUCAUUCUUGGCAGCAACAACUCGGCGAAUCAGGUCACGCAGCAAAUGGCCAUGGCCAACCCGGCAGCUGGCAUGAUGGGGCCGGACCAGGACCCCGACAAGCUGUUCCAAAAUGAGGCGGAGAACCUGGAGGUGGUGGAUCACUACUGGAUUCUCGAGGGUGUGGAGGAUCGGCUGCUGGCGAAGCUGAGCCAAGGGUGA